GCACACAGAUCCUCGAAAUAAUAGCAAAGCCGACGGGCGCGCCAGCACGAGAAAUUUCACUGCUCGCUCUGCUAAACGUCGCUGUCUCCUCGGUCCUGGGCCCCUUCAUCUGAUCUCCCUCCCGCACAGGCGAAUUGAAGAUCCACCAUGGCCCCCAGUUUUGACACCCUUUCUGAACAGGACCUCCACGAGGAGGAAGAGGAGGAGAUUGACUUCUCAGAUCUUAAAGCACAGUAUGAGGUAAAGCUUGAGGAGGGUCUGGAUACAUUUGUGGUUAUCGACGGGCUUCCGGUAGUCCCAGAGGAGAGCAGACAAAAGCUCAUCAAGUUCUUGUUGAGAAAACUUAACACCGUUGGCCACACUUCAGAAGAUGCCGUCUUCAUGCCCCUAAACGACAAAAAUACGACAGAAGGGUUUGCCUUUGUUGAAUUUGACACACCCGAACAAGCGGUUGCUGCCGUCAAACACUUCCACGGAGCCCCUCUGGAUAAGAAACACACUCUCCUGGUCAACAAAUUGAUGGAUAUUGACCGUUAUGGACGUGAAGGGCGUAUCGACGAGGAAUACAAGCCACCCCACAUCGAACCGUUUCAGGAGAAGGAACAUCUGCGUUCAUGGCUGGCAGACCCCAAUGCUCGUGAUCAGUUUGCCCUCUUUCGUGGUGACAAGGUUGGCGUGUUCUGGAACAACAAGACCAAUCCGCCGGAGAAUGUCGUGGACCGUGCCCACUGGACACAACUGUUCGUGCAAUGGUCCCCCAUGGGUACCUAUCUCGCGUCCGUCCACCCCCAGGGUGUCCAACUUUGGGGUGGCCCGAACUUCUCGAAGCUAAAGCAAUUCCCUCAUCCUUUCGUUCAGUUGCUCGAAUUCUCCCCCGGUGAAAGCUACAUUACCACCUGGUCUGCCCGUCCAAUUCAGGUUGAAGAAGGCCAUCCCGUUUUAUCCUACGAAGAAGAUGGAAAGAACAUUAUCAUUUGGGACAUUGUUACAGGAAAGCCUUUGCGGUCCUUUGUAUCCCACGACCUCACUGCUCCGGGUCCUGGCGAUGCAGAGGUUCAGCCCAAGAAGAAGGUCCAGUGGCCUGCUUUCAAGUGGUCGGCAGAUGAGAAGUACGUUGCGAGAAUGCUUCAAGGACAGUCCAUUUCCAUUUAUGAACUGCCUCGCAUGAACUUACUGGGCAAGACUUCGGUGAGAAUUGACGGGGUUAUGGACUUCGAGUGGGCUCCUGCAACACCCCGCCGCGAGGGUGUUAAGAACUACGAGCAACUACUAUGUUUCUGGACCCCUGAAAUCGGCAGCAACCCCGCGAGGGUUGCUAUGAUCAGCAUCCCGUCCAAGGAAAUUGUCCGAACUAGGAAUCUGUUCAACGUUUCUGAUGUGAAAUUGCACUGGCAAUCUCAAAGCGCCUAUGUCUGCGUAAAGGUGGAUCGUCACUCCAAGUCGAAGAAGUCCAUGGCUACCAACCUUGAAAUCUUCCGAGUACGCGAGAAAGGGGUUCCUGUGGAGGUUGUUGAUAGUCUGAAGGAUACGGUGAUCAAUUUUGCAUGGGAACCCAAUGGUGACCGUUUCGUUGUUAUCACAACCGGCGAGGCACCUACCGGUUCCGCUGUGCUACCAAAGACUGCUGUUUCUUUCUUCGCCCCUGAAAAGAAGGGCGCCAAUGUUGGUAGCUUCAGGCUGGUACGCACUAUUGAGAAGAAGACAAGUAACGGCAUCUACUGGUCUCCCAAGGGACGCUUUGUUGUUGUGGCCACCGUCCACUCGCAGACCAAUUUCGAUCUUGAUUUCUGGGAUCUCGAUUUUGAGGGUGAAAAGGCUGAGGCUGAGAAGGAUCUUGCCGCCAAUCUCCAAUUGCUCAAGACGGCCGAUCAUUACGGUGUCACUGAUAUUGACUGGGACCCGACUGGCCGUUAUGUUGUCAGCAGCGCUAGUGUCUGGACUCAUUCGAUGGAAAACGGCUGGAAUAUUCACACUUUCGCUGGAACAACCCUCGCUGAAAACCCCACAGAUAAAUUCAAGCAAUUCAUCUGGCGUCCUCGUCCCCCCACUCUCCUUAGUAAAGAAGAGCAGAAACAUGUCCGUAAGAACCUCCGCGAAUACUCCAAAGAAUUCGACGAGGAGGACAGGUACGCUGUCGACAUUGCCAACACUGCUGUGGUGGAGAAGCGCAAGCGUGUUAUCAACGAAUGGAUUGCCUGGAUCCGUCGCGAGAAGGAGCUCCUCGCAGAGGACAAGGACGCCUACGGUGUCCCCGAAGAUGCGGACUUGCCCAAGCUCGCCGCGGAUGCCCCACCUGCCGCAGCUGCCCAGGGAGAUACAGUUGUCGAGGAGAUUGUGGAAGAAAUUAUCGAAGAGUCAGAAGAAAUUAUUGCCUGAGCAAUUACAGUUAUAUCUCCCUUUUCUUGUCUUUUUCUUACAUAAUGUUUCCCUUGUCUUUCUUUUUGAGCUCCUCCUUCGCCCUUUGUCUGUCGAGCCUCUACCUAUUUCCAUUUAGGCAGGGACUCUGGUUGAGGAUUUUUGACUGCUGUUGUCCAGGGGAUGGGACCCUUUCACAAAAAUUUGAUAGAUUCAUGUUGCAUUUAUGCCCCAUUUAUGCCAUAGGCCUUAUGGUAGACGAGAAGCAUGACACAAGGACGUUGUACUUGACAAGGCAGACGUUGUAUUCCAAAAGAACGCUACGUUACGUUGUAUUUUCAUUAAAUUACAUUGAUAUUAUUCCUAUAAAAGUCGUUUACGUCAUCUCGUUUCCUGGAGGCAUAGAAGGGAUUUGCCUGCAAUUCCCAUUAAGGCAUGAAGAAAGUAUUAUCCAAAGAAGUAGAAAACUGCCAACGCAGGGAACAGUAGGGUUAAGCAAGCAAUAAGAGCCAAAGAAAGAAAAAAACCCCUUUUCACAUAGCAAACAUAGCCAGGAGCAUAACCAGAGUAACCCAUAUCCUGCAAACUCUCACUGAACUCAGGUCGUGUCUUUCAUUAGCUUGACUGAAAGUAAUAUCAUUGCGGUUAUUGUUGUCUCCCGUAAAAGUCGUACCCGCUGAAGGAUAAGCAGAAGUCGAAGAAGAGCAAGAAGUUGUAGGGGAAGCAAAAGUAGAAGAUGAGGAUGAUGAUGAUUCCGGCAACACGUUCUGUAUAAAAAGUGCAUUCUCCCUCCCCGCCAUUAUCAGGUUCCCUUGAGGAAGAUACUCGCAGACGAUAUACCAUCCAUUAGCCCUCGGUGGCCCGCUGCUGCUGCCGUUGUUGUUGUUGUUGUUGCUAUUGCUGUUGCUAUCCUGGCCCUCGAUCUUACCACCCUCAUCGUCAUUAUUACUCUUAUAUCCACAGUCAACAACAGCACAGCCAACUUUCUCUGUUGCUUUCCAAACUAGCUGUGUGAAAUGACCCGUCUCCUCCGUGAAGCCUGUAGGUUUCUUGAAGUCGUAUAAAUCCCGUUCGUCGCCCCAUUCGGAGACGGCGGAUGUGGUAUUUGGGUAUCCUGUUGCGAGGUUUUCACCGUAUGGACCAUGCUAUAAUUCAUGUCUUAGAGAUGAAAAAAGGAGCAAAAGGGAAAGAGA
This is a messenger RNA of Monascus purpureus, 3548 nucleotides long. Lineage: Eukaryota; Fungi; Ascomycota; Eurotiomycetes; Eurotiales; Aspergillaceae. The record is from the annotation of a GenBank genome assembly.